AAAUAGUUUACAUGUGUUUUUAUCAAUGACGUACUGUUUACCUCCAAAUUUGUUGGCUCUUUUCACGCCCAGGGAACCAAUCCCUUUCCUUGCUCCAAUUGCCAAACUGCCUCAUGAGAAAAAGAGAGAGCAUCAAGGAGGAAUAGCUCAACUUGUGAAUUUGUUCGAGGCACCUGAGGAUACUCCUGCUAAAACUAAAGUCGAGACGAAAGAAGAACGCAAAGCCCGACUGGCAGGCGAAAAAGCAAAGCUGAACAGUAUCCGAAUACAGGAAUAUUUAGAAGCUGCUCUUUAUGAUCCGACUGAGAUUACAGAUGCUACUUCAGACUCUUUCAAAACACUCUUUGUUGCAAGACUUAAUUUUGACACAAGCGAAUCAAAGCUAAGAAGAGAAUUUGAGCAUUACGGACCCAUUAGAAAGAUAAAAAUAGUUCACGAUUUGGACGGAAAGCCAAGAGGAUACGCAUUCAUAGAAUAUGAGCAUGAACGAGACAUGCGCUCGGCCUACAAACACGCAGAUGGUAAGAAAAUAGACGGUAGGCGCGUAUUGGUUGAUGUAGAACGUGCAAGGACAGUGGAGGGAUGGCUGCCCCGCAGACUGGGAGGUGGACUGGGAAACACUAGACGCACCCUCUUACCCAAGUGGAAGCGAGAUCUCGGAUACGACGAGAAAUCAGAACGGUCAGUGAGUCGGGCCAACAACCGAUCGAGUGCGGGUGAGAGUAGACGGAGGAGGAGCAGGAGUAAAGAAAGGGGCGAUAGAGACAAAGACAGACACAGCCGCAAGGAGAGGAAGGAAGAGAGGGAGAGGGAGAAAGAGGGAGGUGCUACUGUUGCUGCUGCUGGCUCUGGAGGAGGCGAAGAUAGUAGAAGCAGAACAGGCAAAGAGAAGAGUCGAAGCAGAGAGCGAAAGAGGAAGAGAUCCAAGUCUCGUGACAGAGAGAAGGAGGAGAAGGAGAGCAAGAGGAAGCGAAGUCGCAGCAGAGAGAAGAAGCGCAAGAGGUCUCGAGACAGAGACAGGGACAGAGGAGAUAAAGACAAAGAGAGAGACAGAGGCACGGCCACGUCCAAGAGCAACGGAAACGACGACGGAGUCGCCGAGGAAAUUGGUCAAGCAGCAGUGGCCAAGCAGGAACCCAACGGCGGAGAGGCUCCUCCUUAUGUCUACUGAAUUAUCUGCAAGUUUUGAUAGGAAGCAUGCGCAAUCUCAAACCCAAAAGUAACUCUAACUUUUUAAACCUUAUAUGCUUUUUGUCCCGCAUUUUUGUUCAGAUUAAUUGACCCUCAUCUCUAUGAAAAUCUCUUUGGAUAAUCAAUACGAAACUCUGAUUGUCGAAAAGUCUGGAAAAUAUGAUAUUAAAAUUGAUAUAUGCGUCAUUCUUCGUGGAGAGUUAGCGGUUGGUUAUUUCGAUUAUCAGAAUCGUGAUCAAUUAUCUGUUUUUAAUUAGUUUUAUUUUUUUCUUGAAAAGUCUGUAUCUUUUAUGUCAUUGUGAGUUUAUUUGAUUCAAUCGUC
Molecule: messenger RNA, 1513 nt
Organism: Symsagittifera roscoffensis
Lineage: Eukaryota; Metazoa; Xenacoelomorpha; Acoela; Convolutidae
Product: U1 small nuclear ribonucleoprotein 70 kDa-like
Exons: 11
Coding region: 26-1171 (381 amino acids)
Biological process (GO): mRNA splicing, via spliceosome
Cellular component (GO): U1 snRNP; U2-type prespliceosome; precatalytic spliceosome
Molecular function (GO): mRNA binding; U1 snRNA binding
Source: RefSeq, a predicted model, not a curated record